AUUUGACCAACAUUUUUGACAAAAAUCUUUAGUCAGGUGACGAAUUCUUGUGACAGUUUUAAAUUUUUGCGAUUUUCGCAAAAAUUCAAUAAAAACACAUAAAAAAUGGCCCUCCAAGCUGCUGUAAAAGGAAAACUAAUCAGCGUCAUCGGCGAUGAAGACACCUGUGUAGGUUUCCUGCUCGGGGGAAUAGGUGAAAUCAACAAAAACAGACACCCCAACUUCAUGGUUGUUGAUAAAAACACCCCAGUGAGUGAGAUAGAGGAGUGCUUCAAGCGGUUUGUGAAGCGCGACGACAUAGACAUCAUCCUCAUCAACCAGAAUGUAGCUGAAAUGAUCCGCCAUGUGAUUGAUUCACAUACCUCGCCCGUGCCCGCCGUGCUUGAGAUUCCUUCCAAGGACCAUCCAUAUGAUGCUAGCAAAGACUCCAUUCUACGUCGCGCUAAGGGCAUGUUCAACCCAGAUGACUUGUCAAUGUUUGGUGCUGAUAACUAUGCAAAUUAAUCUUAGUUUCUUCAAUUUUUCUUUAAUUUAUUGUAUUCUUUUCAAAAUACACAUAAGUACCUACAAUUUGUAAAUAAUUAC
Molecule: messenger RNA, 585 nt
Organism: Maniola jurtina (meadow brown)
Lineage: Eukaryota; Metazoa; Arthropoda; Insecta; Lepidoptera; Nymphalidae
Gene: Vha14-1
Product: V-type proton ATPase subunit F
Exons: 5
Coding region: 106-504 (132 amino acids)
Biological process (GO): proton transmembrane transport
Cellular component (GO): proton-transporting V-type ATPase, V1 domain; membrane
Molecular function (GO): proton-transporting ATPase activity, rotational mechanism
Source: RefSeq, a predicted model, not a curated record